This is a messenger RNA of Effrenium voratum, 2364 nucleotides long. NCBI's taxonomy places the organism in Eukaryota, Dinophyceae, Suessiales, Symbiodiniaceae. The record is from the annotation of a GenBank genome assembly.
AUGAAGAUCACGGUUGUGGGCGGUGGUCCUGGAGGCCUUUAUUUCGCGUUGCUCACCAAGAAAGCGCGUCCGGACUGGACCGUUGAGGUGUAUGAGCAGAACCGCAAUGACGACACUUUCGGUUUCGGUGUCGUGUUCUCCGACGAUACGCUCGACGAGUUCCUGUCUCAUGAUCCUGAAACCUACGACAAGAUCCGGGAUCAUUUUGCCUAUUGGGACGACAUAGCGAUCCAUUUCAAGGGAGAGGAAAUUCGUUGCUCCGGUAACGGGUUUUGUGGAACGUCGCGCUUCGCGCUGCUACGCAUUCUGCAGGAGCGGUGUCGCGAACUCGGCGUCAACAUGGUGUUCUGCGAGCGCAUCGAUCCGGAAGAUCUGCAGUCCCGUUUCGCUGAUUCUGAUAUCAUCGUUGCCUCGGACGGCAUCAACUCGGCUAUUCGCGACCAUUUCAGCGAAUCCUUCAAACCGAGCGUGACGAUCAAAUCCAACCGGUUCUGCUGGAUGGGAUCCACCCGGCAGAUGGACGAGUUCAACUACUUUUUCCGCAAGACAGAGCACGGGAUCAUUUGCGCUCACACCUACCAGUACCAGACUGACCGCUCGACCUGGGUGUUCGAGAUGGACGAAGCCUGCUGGCAGGGUCACGGUUUCGAAGAGUUUGACGAGGAAGGUUCCAAAGAGAAGCUCGAGACGAUCUUUCAAGAGGAACUGAAUGGGCACGGUCUGCUUCUGAACCGGUCGAACUGGCGAAAGUUUCCCCGGAUUUUCUGUGAAAACUGGUCCCACGAGAACAUUGUCAUUCUGGGAGAUGCAAAGGCUUCCGCGCAUUUUUCCAUCGGCUCGGGAACCAAGCUUGCCAUGGAAUGCGGGAUCGCGCUCUCACAAGCGGUUCUCAAACAUGGCGAGCAGUCGGUCAGCGCGGCCUUCAAGGCUUACGACGAUGCCCGCCGGACGCCAUGCCAGAUCAUUCAGCACAAUGCCGACGUAUCCCUGGGUUGGUUCGAGCAUAUGGGGCGAUCCUGGGAUAUGGAUCCCAUGCAGUUCUCGAUGGUGGUGAUGUGCCGGGCGAAAUCAAUCACUUACGACAAUCUCAUCCUGCGCGACCCUGACUAUGUCGAGAAUGUGGAUACCGCCUGGUACGAGCAGUACUACCGGGAAAGCGGUGUCGAUGUGCGCGACAGUCGCCCGACGCCCAUGUUCACACCCUUCAGGCUCCGGGAGAUGGAGGUUCCCAACCGGGUGGUGAUGUCGCCGAUGGCGCAAUAUUCGGCAGAUCAGGACGGAAAUCUGACCGAUUGGCAUUUCACACACUACACCUCGCACGCGCUGGGCGGCAUGGGGAUGAUCUUUACCGAGAUGACCUGUCCGUCGCCGGAUGCGCGAAUUACGCUUGGAUGCCCGGGAAUGUGGACGGAUGUACAGGAGGGGCAAUGGAAGCGCAUCGUCGACUUCAUUCACGCCAAUUCCGAUACCAGGGUCUGCAUGCAGCUUGGCCAUUCCGGCCGGAAAGGAUCCACGCAGCUUGGUUGGGAGAAAAUGGAUUUUCCAAUCGAGACGGCCGAUGACAACUGGCCGCUCAUAUCCGCUUCUCCGAUCCCCUAUUUCGACGACGUCAGCCAGGUGCCGCACGAGCUUGACAGAGCUGGCAUGGACAGAGUUCUCAAGGAUUUUGUGCAAGCUGCACAGCGUGCUGCGCGCGCAGGCUUCGACAUGCUGGAGCUGCACUGCGCGCACGGCUACCUGCUCGCUUCAUUCCUGUCGCCACUGACGAACCGCCGGAGCGACGGGUAUGGCGGAAGUAUCGAAAACCGGCUGAAGUACCCACUUGAGGUAUUUGCGGCCAUGCGGGCCGUCUGGCCUGAAGACAGGCCGAUGUCGGUGCGUGUCUCGGCGACCGACUGGAAGGAGGGUGGACUUGAUGAAAAAGACCUUUUUGCCAUCGCGGAAGCCUUCCGUGAAGCCGGUUGCGACCUGAUCGAUGUUUCGGCCGGCCAGACCGUGCCCGAUCAGGAACCGGUCUACGGCCGGAUGUUCCAGGUGCAGUUUUCAGAAGCCAUCCGCAACGUUCCGAGGAUCGCAACCAUGGCCGUCGGCAACAUUACCGAUGCUGCCCAGGUCAACACGAUCCUGCAUACGAGGAGGGCGGACCUCGUGGCACUCGGUCGGCCGCACAUGUGGGAUCCCUAUUUCACGCGUCGGGCCGCGGCACAUUAUGGCGCGCGGGUCGGACACUGGCCGCCACAAUACCUGUCAGGUCGUGAUCAGGCCUAUCGUGAGCUUGCCAAGGCAAGGGACGCAACAAUCGAGUUACAGCGCAAGGCGCGACCGAACCAACAUCAGAAAGCGAUGCAACAGGCGGCGGAAUAG